AUGAGGACCAGGUCUCUGUCGGUGGGGGAGUGCGCCUGGAGUCCGGAGGAGUGCCGCCCGGUGGAGGAGCUGCCCGGAGCUCCUCAGAGGGACAGCCUGCGUUUGCCCAACAUCUUCAAGUCCAGGAGAGUGAAGCCUCUGGGUCAGCCUCGGCCGAGCCCGGCCUGUCCGGUUCACCGCACUCCCAGGGAGCUUCUGCUGGAGGUGCUGGACAGGGAAGCGGUCAGGGAGCUGUUGGGCAGGGCCCCCGGCCGGGAUCUCUCCGAGGAGCAGUACGGCGAGGCCCUGAUGUGGUUUUCCAUCGUGCUCGGAGGCGGUUUGUCCGCGGGACGCAACGGUCACCUGGGACCCGAGCCGACCCCUAGACCGGACCGUUGCCGGGGCAUCCUGAAGAGGAACGGCAUCCAGAGCAGCCUCUUAUCUCUGACCAAGCUGGAGGACGGGCAGAAGCUGGCGGCGCUGACCUCUUUCUCCGACCGCUUGUGCAAACGCUUCGGGACACUCCACUCACCCGGGCCCGAGCUGACCGUCAAGAAAUACAAGCUCUCCCACCAUUCCGGUCCCUGCCCGCUGAGUCUGGCCCUCCUCUGCGACGUCCGGUCCGGGUUCAUCUGCAACGUGCUCCUCUACUGCCCGGAGCAGCUCCGGACGCAGGGCCGAAGGCCGGUGGUGGAGCAGGUGGUCAGGCGGCUGCUCGGACCUUUCCGCGGCCGGACGCUGAAGGUCCAGCUGGACAGCUCGGCCUGGGCGGGCAGCGGGCUCCCGAACACGCUCCCGGAAUUCGGAGCCAACAUCAGUUUGGUUCCGGCCGUUAAAAGGCCCGUGAAGAGCCAGACCACCUCUUCCCCUCAGAACCACGACCUGAAGCCCAGACCUCCGGUCCACCUCCAGGGCUGGACCGGACCGGCCCUGCUUUUGCCGCCGGACCCCAGAGGGUCAGCGGCGGACGUGUUCCUGCCGGGCCUCUGGGCCGCGCUGCACGUGGCCUUCAUCAACACCUUUGUGCUCCACGCCCUGCAGAGCCGGGGCCCGGGCCGGACCGUCCAGCUGGCCGAGUUCAGCAGGGCUCUGGCCGCCCAGCUGCCCGCGGACAGCGGCGGCGGCGGCGUGCCGCUUCUGCCCCGGCUGAACAGCUCCUCGUUCCCGGAGACGGGAGCAACAAACCAGCCCAAACACAGGGUGAAGGCCCACAGCUGUGCGGGGCUGACGGGGCUGGAGCGGCGCAGCAACAGGCCCGGCGUGUGCGGGCUGGACAACUCCGGCAACUCCUGCUACCUGAACGCCGUGCUGCAGUGCCUGUGCUCCACCGUGCCCCUGGUGGAGCACCUCCUCAGCCAGGACACGCGCAGAGAGCUCGCAAAGUCCAGGUGCAGGGUGACGGAGGCGUUCGUCCGGCUGCUGGAGAAGAUGUGGCUGGGGGGGGGCUCCAGCUGCGCCCCUCUGGAGGCCCGGGCCGCGCUGGGCUCCGUCCUGCCGCAGUUCAACAACUUUUCCCAGCAAGACGCCCAGGAGCUGCUGCUCUUUCUCCUGAACGCCCUCCAGGACGACUUCAAAAAGGUUUUAAAGCGCUCCUGGAUGCAGCGUCCGAGACGAGAGCCGAACAGAAGCCUCGCCUCCGAGUCCACGGUGGUGACCCGUCUGUUCGAGGGCCGGCUGAGCUACGCCACCCUCUGCAUGCACUGUGACCAGCAGGCGCUCAACACCCAAACCUUCACCGUGCUGUCACUGCCAAUCCCAAAGGACAUCCCAAAGUGCUCCAUCCAGGACUGCUUGUCUCUGUUCUUUGAGCAGACGGUCCUGACGGGGGGGGAGCAGGUGCUGUGUUCGGAGUGUGGGCUGAGGAGAGAGACGACCGUCCUGACGUCUUUGGAAAAAGCUCCAGAGAUCCUGGUGUUGCACCUGAAGCGGUUUGGCUGUAAGGGGAGGAAUCAGGUGAAACUGAGGACCAAUGUUUCAUUCUCCAUGAAGCUGGAUCUGACCCCGUUUCUCUCCAGCUCCGUGCACAACACCUCGUCGUCAUACCACCUUUAUGCUGUGGUGAACCACACGGGUAACCUGAACAUGGGUCACUACACGGCUGCGUGCUUCAGCGCCCCGGCCCAGAGGUGGCACUGCUUUGACGACGCCGAGGUCAGAGAGCUGGAGGAAAUCCUCGUGCAAUCUCCCAACGCCUACAUGCUGCUCUACAGCCAUAAACCGUUCCAGAAGCCGCAGAUCCUCGGACUCUGA
This is a messenger RNA of Menidia menidia (Atlantic silverside), 2229 nucleotides long. The record is from the annotation of a GenBank genome assembly. NCBI's taxonomy places the organism in Eukaryota, Metazoa, Chordata, Actinopteri, Atheriniformes, Atherinopsidae.